Trypanosoma grayi is the source of this 587-nucleotide messenger RNA. Its product is annotated as putative ribosomal RNA processing protein 45. The record is from RefSeq and is a predicted model, not a curated record. Lineage: Eukaryota; Euglenozoa; Kinetoplastea; Trypanosomatida; Trypanosomatidae. Gene Ontology annotation, cellular component: nuclear exosome (RNase complex); cytoplasmic exosome (RNase complex). The annotation marks the transcript as partial. The transcript has a single exon. Gene Ontology annotation, biological process: U5 snRNA 3'-end processing; U4 snRNA 3'-end processing; TRAMP-dependent tRNA surveillance pathway.
AUGUUGCACCAACGUGCGGCGCAGAUCAUCGCCAGUCCGGCACUGCGGCAGCGUGAGGUGGAGUUUACGAAGUCGGCGUGGCUCGCCGGACUGCGGCCCGACCAGCGCAAGCCGCAACAGCUCCGGGACGUGACGGUUGAGUUCCCGUUGCUCUCGCGCGAUGUUGUGUGUGUGCGCUGCGGCGGCACUGUCGUGACGGCCGCUGUUGCGUGCACACUGGUGGAGCCGUACCCGUACCGGCCCAAACACGGCAUGCUCGAGUUCUCCGUGCGGCAGCCGCACACGGAGCGCGACAGCACCGGCAGGGCGGCAGAACUGAAAAAGUUGGCCGCCUUCCUUGAGCGGCUUCUCAAGGCUGGCGGCGCCAUCGAUACGGAAAGUCUCUGCGUGCUUCCGGGCCGCCGCGUGUGGAGUCUGCGUGUCGAUGUCGUUGUACUCAACGACGAUGGAAACGCCGCAGACGCGGCGGCGUGGGCCGCUGUCGCAGUGCUCCUGCACUACCGCCGGCCGGAGGUCACUGUGCGCGGUGACACCGUCACGCUGCACGCGCCACACGAGCGCGAGCCGGUGCCAUUGGCGCUGCACCA